This is a messenger RNA of Hyla sarda, 1918 nucleotides long. RefSeq names its product VPS37A subunit of ESCRT-I (gene VPS37A). Gene Ontology annotation, biological process: ubiquitin-dependent protein catabolic process via the multivesicular body sorting pathway; protein targeting to membrane; protein targeting to vacuole. The transcript has 12 exons. Bases 307 to 1449 code for a protein of 380 amino acids. Gene Ontology annotation, cellular component: ESCRT I complex. NCBI's taxonomy places the organism in Eukaryota, Metazoa, Chordata, Amphibia, Anura, Hylidae. The record is from RefSeq and is a predicted model, not a curated record.
GUAGAAAGCCAUAUCGGAGGCGGGGCUUGUAGAAUAAUGUACACAGCACGCUGUGAGAGGGGCAGCCUGGACGCCGUGUGAGCACAUAUAUGCCCGGCGUUAUACUGCACUACAGGGGAAUCUACAGCAGGAAUGCGGGGAGUGCUGCCCGGGGGCCCCGUCACCAGCUGCUGCGCCCACUACACUAAAGAGGAGGUGAAGUGUCUUGUGCGCUGAGCGGAUAAUCCCCAGCCCGCCUCCUGCCUCAUCAUCCGGCUCACCACAACAACAGCAGCCCCAUCCUCCUGCCCUGAGAGCACUGGCACCAUGAGCUGGCUCUUCUCUAAGGGCUCCAGACCUCUGCCACCUCUCACCAGCCUACAGCAGCAAAGGCAGCGACAGAUAGACUCCCUCAAGGCAUGUCAUAGCAAUAUUUCUGAAAUUCAGAAGGAUGUGGAGUAUAGACUGCCGAUCACCAUCAAGAAUCUCACCAUCAACAUAAAUAUUCUGCUUCCUCAGCAAUUUCCUCAAGAAAAACCUAUCAUCACUGUCUUUCCACCAAUAAGACAUCACCUAGUGGACAAGCAAGGCACUAACGUGACAUGUCCUUUGGUACAUAAUUUUACUAUGCACUCAGAUCUUGGGAAAAUAGUCCAGAAUUUACUAGAGGAGUUUUGGAAAAAUCCUCCAACCCUUGCUCCAACCUCUGGUUCAUUCCCAUACUUGUACAGCAAUCCUGCAGGGAGGCCUCCUUAUCCUCAUACUGGCUUUUCAUUUCUUCCACCUUUUUCUACACAAGAAACCAAUAGAUCAGUGCCAGUAUCUGAACCGGUUCCUUCAGCCUACAACACUGCCAAAGCUGCUGCCCCCUCUUACGGCCUGAUAACUGAUCUGCCUAUACCUGUCCCCACCUCUGAGGUGGGUAUGAAUGGCUGUACGUACAAGAUGCCUGAUCUCCUUGAAACCUUUCCUGAACUGUCAGAUUUGAGUGUGUCACAACUCACUGAUAUGAUGGAGCAAGAGGAUGUUCUUCUGGAGAAGUUUGUCAAUCUCCCACAAUUAAAACAGAUUAUAACCGAUAAAGAAGAUCUAGUGAAAAAUAUCGAGGAGCUGGCAAAAAAAAAUCUUCAAAUGGAGCCAAUUUUAGAGUCAAAACGACAAGCAUUGAUAGACAAGCUGGAGUUUCUGACACAAAUGAAAGCUACAUUUGAAAAGAAGGUGCAAAGACAGCAUGAGCUGAGUGAGAGUUGCAGUCUGAGCGCUCUGCAGGCAAGGUUGAAAGUUGCUGCCCAUGAGGCUGAAGAAGAAUCUGACAAUAUUGCUGAAAAUUUCCUUGAGGGAAAAACAGGAAUUGAUGACUUUUUAACUCUGUUCAUGGAGAAGAGAACAUGCUGCCACAGUAGAAGAGCAAAAGAAGAGAAGCUUCAACAGUCCAUAUCCCUGCACAGCCAAUACCAUGCACCAUUAUAGGUUAUAGAGAAGGUUGACCGAGAAGAUGCUGGUUGUUGUAUCCCAGGAAGCACAUUUUUUGUAUUUAUGGUUGGAUGGUAACAAUGAUUGUAUUCCGUUUAUUGAUAGAUUAUCAGUAUAAUCUUUUGGGUUUGUUUGUUUUUUAAAUACCAUUGUUCAUUUCACAUUGACUUGGAAUACUCUGUAUCUGCUGUAAGGAUACUUCUAAUAUAUUUUUUACUUUCUGUUACCCAUAUUGGAAUGAUUUAUAUUAAAUGCCUAAUUUCUGUGAAUUGAGCCUUUUAUUGAUCAAAUUCCCAUGAAUGUCCCCUACUUGUCAUUUCAUACUUCAGUACAUAGAGUGCCUUUUGAGAAGGGAAUAAAGGAAAUGGAAGUGUUCUGCUCUCCUCCACUGUACAUGUACAAUAUGAUGUAAAUAUAGUAAGCACAAGCACUAGUAAUAAACUUGUCGCUGCUUCCUUUUACUGAA